This is a messenger RNA of Ambispora leptoticha, 657 nucleotides long. The record is from the annotation of a GenBank genome assembly. NCBI's taxonomy places the organism in Eukaryota, Fungi, Glomeromycota, Glomeromycetes, Archaeosporales, Ambisporaceae.
AUGUCAAAGACGACCAAUGACCUACUAGCAUCCUUUCCUUUUCCACCUAUUAACAAAGACGAAGAUUACAAAGUUCCAUUAUUAAAUUGGGAACAAGUUCGUGAAAUAAUUGAACAGGGCCGCCUGGAACUUUUCAUACGGGAAAAGGAGGUGACAACUGAAUAUCGACGAUUUAGAAAAGAAAAAAUCGAAGAAUACGGCACGAUAGAAAAUUACGUUCGUAAAAAAAUUUUAAAUUGGCCUGAUCUCCCUGAAAACCCACAAAUUUCUAGUGCAUCCCUUUCUAUUACUGUUAAUAAUUCAUUGUCAACUGCCAAUACUGAUGCACAUGAAAAACGCCCAAUCUCACAAUACUUUUAUGCCGAAAUCCCAGCAACUCACUACGCGUUACUUGAGAAUGAUUUCCCAUACGCCAUAGAAUCAUCAAUCAAGCAUUUUAUUCUCUGGUCUAAGCUUGCCUUUACUCCAGGAUCAAUGCAGGAAGUUGAUCGAUUUCUACGUGCAAAGUUUCCACGGAAUAAGGAAUGGCUGUUUUUUGUUAAUCUACCACAUCUACAGAGUGUACAAGGUGUGUCGCAUGCUCAUGUAUUUGUUAGAGAUAUUCCAUCAAAAACCAACAAUUGUGAACAAGAUCAAGUGGAGGAUAAAAGAGUGUGA